UAUAAUCUACAGCAGCACCAUCAGAUGUCGCAAGGUAUCAUGUAUGGCAACCUACGUUCUUCACCUUCUCCGCACCCUCAAUCGUACCCUAACGCUAUCGAUUACCAUGCUCAAAUGGCCAUGAUGGUCCCGCCUACGCCUCUCUACGGACAAGGUAACGUCAAUCCGGCAUCGCUGCAUUCCUAUCAACACGCUGCACGACCCGGUCGUCGCGGUGCGUCUGGGGUCGAUCAUCGCGUUGCUAUCCGCAGCCCUCUACUGGAUGACUUCCGUGCGAACAAGACACGCAAAUGGGAGCUGAAAGAUAUUUACGGAUAUGUCGUGGAAUUCAGCGGUGAUCAGCAUGGAUCACGCUUCAUUCAACAGAAGAUAGAGACGGCUUCAACGGAAGAAAAGCAGGUUAUCUUCGAUGAGAUUGUUCCUCACAACGCACUGCAGCUCAUACAGGACGUAUUUGGCAACUAUGUUAUCCAAAAGCUGUUCGAGCACGGAACGCAAGUGCAGAAAACAAUACUGGCGAACACUAUGGAAGGCCAUAUCUUGCCCUUGUCCCUUCAAAUGUAUGGUUGUCGUGUGGUGCAAAAGGCAAUCGAAUACGUUCUACCUGAUCAGCAGAGUGUAUUUGUGCAGGAACUUGAGGCAGACGUGCUGAGAUGCGUGAAAGACGCGAACGGAAACCAUGUCAUCCAGAAGCUCAUCGAACAAGUAUCUCCUGAACGGCUGUCGUUCAUCAAAGCUUUCAAAGGCAACGUGUACGAGCUUGCUACACACCCCUAUGGCUGUCGCGUUCUUCAAAGGUGUUUUGAACAUCUUCCAGAAGAGUACAUUCGACCAUUACUGGACGAGUUGCACAAGCACGUCAACCAUCUGAUGCAGGAUCAGUUCGGUAACUACGUGGUGCAGUUUGUCCUGGAACACGGGAACCCGCAUGACAGGGCAGUUGUCGUCUCUAAACUGCGUGGACAGAUGCUGCACAUGGCGCGCCACAAGUUCGCUUCGAACGUGUGCGAGAAGGCCUUGGUGACUGCCGACUCGGAGAGCCGCCGUCUCCUCAUCGAGGAGAUGAUGACCCCCAAGCAGGACGGCCUGAGCCCUGUUCUCACCAUGAUGAAGGACCAGUACGCUAAUUAUGUCUUGCAGCGAGCAUUAUCGGUAGUGGAAGGAGAACAAAAGGCAACUUUGAUCAGUAAGGUGAAGCCUCAGUUGAUCAACAUGCGGAGGUAUUCUAGCGCCUACAGCAAACAUCUUAUGGCUAGUCAGUACCUUCUGUUUUAUUUUCUCACCAUGGACGGAUAUUCUGAUGACUCCUAA
Laetiporus sulphureus 93-53 is the source of this 1311-nucleotide messenger RNA. Its product is annotated as ARM repeat-containing protein. NCBI's taxonomy places the organism in Eukaryota, Fungi, Basidiomycota, Agaricomycetes, Polyporales, Laetiporaceae. The annotation marks the transcript as partial. The record is from RefSeq and is a predicted model, not a curated record. Gene Ontology annotation, biological process: nuclear-transcribed mRNA catabolic process, deadenylation-dependent decay. Gene Ontology annotation, cellular component: cytoplasm. Gene Ontology annotation, molecular function: mRNA 3'-UTR binding. The transcript has 7 exons.